Messenger RNA from Coregonus clupeaformis (lake whitefish), 1021 nucleotides. Its product is annotated as heat shock protein beta-11-like. Gene Ontology annotation, molecular function: protein folding chaperone. The transcript has a single exon. Gene Ontology annotation, biological process: response to heat; protein refolding. Bases 158 to 787 code for a protein of 209 amino acids. The record is from RefSeq and is a predicted model, not a curated record. Lineage: Eukaryota; Metazoa; Chordata; Actinopteri; Salmoniformes; Salmonidae.
ACGUAGCAGUCAAAUGGAAUGCUACUGGAACUUUCCACUGGACAGUAUAAAAGCUGUGAGCCCUAGUCUGCUCGGGACAUAAGCUCUCAGAAACACACUCAGAAACAAGAGACCAACAGAGACCAGCAGAAACGACACAGACAGAGUUGAUUUGAAGAUGCUUUGCCCCAGCAUGAUGCAGCCUUCCCUCAAUCCAAUGAGCCCAAUGAGCCCCUUCAUGGACUUCCACUGGCCCGUCCGCAGCCUAUGGCCAGAGACACGGCCUCUCUUCUUCCAGAUGGAGCAGGAAAUUAUGAGAAAUAUGCAAGAGAUGAGGCACAAUAUGGAAUAUAUGCAACGACUGCACCAAAAGAUUUUUGAAGACAUUGAAGGCCCAUUAUCUUCAAUUGACUUCAAGCCCAUCGCUUUCCAGGUGGGAAAAGAAAACAACCGUUUUGCAUUGACACUAAACACUAAAGACUUCUCCCCAGAGGAGCUGUCUGUCAAGCAGGUGGGCAGGAAGCUGAGAGUCAGUGGGAAGACAGAGAAGAAGCAGGAUGAUAUGGAAGGCUCUUACUCUUACAGAUGCCAGGAGUUCAGACAGGAGUUUGAUCUACCUGAAGGGGUGAAUCCUGAGACAGUCACCUGCUCUUUGAACGAUGGACAGCUACAGAUCCAGGCACCAAAAAUGGUGGCUGUGACAGAAGGCAAUGAGAGAGUGGUUCCUAUCACUUGCUUACCAGCCAUAACCUCACCCGGCGCUGCAGCUGAGAGCACUACUGUAGAGGCAGAGCCCAAGAAGGACUGAUUACGAUGACUCUGUAUCAUGAUAUACUGUAGCUAAUACCAUUAGCUUAAUGGCUGGGCAAUAAUAAAGAACUCCCAUGAAUACCAUUUAAUUCACUCACGUCUGUACUAUCUCAAGUAAAUUGCUAUUUUGUGAAAUUUGAUGAACGCAACAUCAAUAAUUCUCAAUGGCAUGGAAUGUAAAGCCAAUGUUUUUGCACAUUCAAUAAAUAUAGUUUUUUUUUUUUACAAAGUU